AUGAAGGCAGCCAGCUUUAUAGCAGCAUGCUUUGCAGCGCAAGCAGGUGCUGCAGCGACAAAGCGUAGUAACACUGCACUAUCUCCAAAUGCUCAAGAUCUCUUCGACUGGUCCAUGCACAUCCAAGAUAACCGCUACGAUGCAUCAUACAACUUUAUCCAGUACUCUGAUAAAGGACCAUGGUCCGUUCGGUUCACAGCUUGGUAUGUGGCCGGACUGCUGCAUAGGAACCAGGGAGACGAUGUAAAGCACGCAGAAGCUUCUAUCAGAAACAUACUGGCUUGUCAAAUGACCGACGAUUUCGACGCCCCAUGGUACGGAACAUACAAGCUAUCUCCUGAUCAACCCGACCCAACGCCAGAUUCUGGUUUAUACCCACCAAAGAUAUACACGACAUACGACCCCAACUGGCGCGACUUCAUCGGCACCCAGCUCAUCCAAAUUCUCUCCGAGUUUCCGCACCUCCUCUCCGCGCCCCUAGUUACGUCCAUCGAAGACAGCCUCGAAAUCGCCGCUGUGGGUAGCAUGCGCCGAAAUGGGUCUUACCCCACCGAAGACGACAAUCUAACAAUUGGUUAUACAAACCCAGCUAUGAUGCGCGCUCUACUCUGCGAAUUCAUCGGUACAAGACGGUCUAACAGCACCUUCUCAUCUUUCGCCGAAGACCAAGGAAAGAAGAUACUAGCGCUCUUCCAAAGAGAAGGCGCGGAGACAUUGAGCGAGUAUAACGCGCCGACAUAUUAUGGUAUCGAUGUCUGGGCUCUAGGAGCGCAGAUAAAAUACGGUGGUAGUAACUCGAGUAUGACCGCUGCUGCUCACUACAUUCUGCCUAGGAUGAUGGGCGAUUUGGCGGAACAUUAUAAUGGAUAUUUGGGGAAUGUGGUGGGCCCGUACGAUAGGGCGUAUACGAGGGAUAUCACGCAGCAUUCUGCUGUUUUGUCGUUGGUGCUGUGGGGGCUUUGGGGACAGGAUAGGACGACACAGCCGAAAAAGAUGGAGGGUGAUUUGUUGUAUGAUGUUGCGCAGGGGGCGGCUAUUGCACUUGUUCUUGACAGCGUGAAAUCGCUGCUGCCUGUGGGUAUGGAAGAGGCGUUUACGACAAGAGACUUUACGGGAGAGCCGAGGUGGCUGAAUCGAACGGUUUACGACGAUCUUGAUGGGGGAGAGGCGAGGAUUGCGACAAGUUGGAUCAGUAAGGAGUUGAUGAUCGGUGGACAACAAUUGGAUGAAGAGGAAAACAGAGGGGAUCAAUUUGUUCCGGCUCUUGUUCACUGGGCGGGAGACAAGGACCAUAAGCCUUUUCCGCUUAGCACCUUCUUCUCCCUCUAUCCGUCCGCAUCUUCGAUCCACGCGGUCGCCUCACCGAACCAUCUUUCCGUCAGCUACCCCAACCGAACACAAGAGGGAAGCGAUAUCUUCACGUUUGCGCUGUCAAACGUACCACCGAGUUGGACAUUGGGGACCGGAAGACGGAUAACAGGGUUUGAAGAUUUGCCAUGUGUCGAGAUUGAGGUUGAGGCCGAAGGGUUGGUGAAGCAGAACGUGACGUAUGGUACGGCACUGAGGAACCACUUGUUUUACAAUGUUUCCUAUGUGGUUCCUGAGGAGUUUGAGGGCGUGCCGAGAGUGGAAAUGAACAUCAAGUAUACGUGCUAG
This is a messenger RNA of Alternaria atra, 1656 nucleotides long. RefSeq lists its product as uncharacterized. The record is from RefSeq and is a predicted model, not a curated record. NCBI's taxonomy places the organism in Eukaryota, Fungi, Ascomycota, Dothideomycetes, Pleosporales, Pleosporaceae. Bases 1 to 1656 code for a protein of 551 amino acids. The transcript has 3 exons.